Messenger RNA from Cyclocybe aegerita, 696 nucleotides. The record is from the annotation of a GenBank genome assembly. NCBI's taxonomy places the organism in Eukaryota, Fungi, Basidiomycota, Agaricomycetes, Agaricales, Hemipholiotaceae.
AUGUCUAUUUCUCCAGCUCUACGGUCUGCGACCCGGGCGGCAUACAGAGAUGUCUUACGUGCGGCAACUCUUACUUUUGCUGGUGACCGGCCAGUCCUGCAAGCCUUUAGGGCCAAAGUACGGUCUGAUCUCUCGCAGACCCUCGUCGUAGAUGAAACAGCCGUCCAACAACAAGGACAAUUCUUGCGGGAAAUUGCGGGUGUCUUGAGACGGAACGUUGUGCAGGCUACAAAGGUCGAUGCUGCUGAAGAUGGCUCGGAGCUGUAUCGAAUACGACUGACCAAGGAUACUGAGCUCGGCGACAAUGAUUCCAUAAAGAAUCCUCCGCCAGUGGAAUCAAGUCGCGGCCAACGCCACCAGGACGGGCAGGCUCACAAAUGCUACAUCGAAGAGUCUUUCGUCCGCGGGAGUGGGCCGGGUGGACAAUCAAUCAAUAAAACUGAAAACAACGUCCAGCUGCUUCACAUGCCGACUGGUGCCCGAGUGUCCUGCCAGGAGAUGCGUUCUCUUUCACAAAACCGCAAGCUGGCUCGUAAAUGGCUCCUUGAGAAGCUUGACCAGCUAGCCAACCCCGGCCUGUCGAAGGAAAACAUGAAGGCAGCAAAGCAACGAGAACGUGAGCGACAACGUAGAAAGAAGGCAAAGAAGAAGGCAAAGAAGAAGGAGGCGCCUCAGAGGAUGGAAGAGGAGGAUUGA